AUAAGGCUGUAACGUAACAAAAUGUGGAAAAAGUCAAGGGGUCUGAAUACUUUCCGAAUGCACUGCACUUCUCAGAAGUGUCUGAACAGCUUUCAAUACCACUUACCUCAGCUGACAUGGCAAACAUCAGUUCUGACUCAUUAGAAUUACAUUAGUAAAAUGCACAGAGGUCAUUGACCCCUGGAGUUGUCCACAGAUGCAGAAAUAAAAUAGGCUAUACUGGAGAACAUAGAAGUAACUACUUCCACUGGUUACAGUUUGUACUAGAGAACAUAAGGGUGAAUAACUUUGUGUAGUCUGAGAUGUGAUGUCUGAAAGCCAUAUGGUUCAACUUCUGACAUGUUAUCGUUUUGGGAAAGGUGAGGCAGGGUGUGUCUAUUUGUAUUGCUGUUAAAAUUCCCUCUGCACUCACCUAUGUCUGACAUAUCACAAGAUACCUGCAAUUGUUAGUCAUUAUCAGUAUCAUCUGGGCCUGGGUUUUCCCAAGACUGGGUUUCAUCUACAAUGACAUUAGGUUUCUCUUUCUGGUGUCUGACAUACAGUAUCUGUGUGAAUGAUAGGGGCAAGUCAUUGGGCUACUUUAUUUCAUUGGGUUUAGGCACGUCCUCCGUUCUAAAUCGUAACUCAACAAUAACAAAAUAACUAUUUAUUGCACUCAACUUUCUACAAAUAGCAGCAUACUACGUCAUUAUUAUCCGAGAAUAGAAACCGAAAGGGGCGGGAGACAGAGCGGGAAAACGAAUCUUAAUUUGAGGGGCGGGGCAGAUCAGCCGUUAUAUACCAGGCUCAGCUGUACACUGUGACAGCUGUCUCAAUCUUAAAUCGGUAAAAGUUGUUUUUGUCAACGUACCGAUUUCUCAAAACUAUUUGUUGAAACAGUUUGCAACACUUCACAAUAAGGACAUCUCAACAAUAUCUACUGAAAAGAUAUCUAUCAUGGAACUCACUAUAACACUUUUGAAUGGCGACUCAUAUCCCCUGACGGUUGAGCCACACACCACUCUGGGGUCUCUCAAGAGUCGGAUCAACCAACUCUUAAGAGUGCCCACAGAAAGGCAGAGGCUGUCAGGUGUCAAUGGGAACAACAUCAGUCUCAGCGAUGAUUCAAAAACUUUGAGCGACUAUGGCCUGCAUUCAGGAUCCAAAGUGAUGGUGCUGAUUACAGAACCCACUCAUAUCCAGGUGUUCCUGAAAAACGAAAAGGGCCAGACACACACAUAUGAGGUGGUGCCGGGUGAGACCGUAAUCCAGUUCAAAGACAAGGUCCAAAACAAGGAGGGAGUCCAAGCCAACCAACAGAGGCUGAUUCACGAGGGCAGGCAGCUCGAUGAUGGCAAGAAACUGGAAGACUAUGGCGUCAGAAAUCUAAGCACCAUCCACCUGACGCUCCGUCUAAGGGGAGGCUGAAGACACCCAGUAUCGACCUGAAACGACCAGUCACCUGAAGCGCUUAACUUAUUAUGCAUUCCAUGUCUAUAGAGAAAAAGCAAUCUAGGCGAAAAAUUAUUAGUGUUAUAACAUUUGUAUUCAAUUGUAAACUUUUAAAUUAACUAUGGCUGAUAUUGGCUUAUGUUAAAACAAUGUAAAUGAGAUUGUAAUAAAGUGAUAACCAAGUAUAAAACACA
Coregonus clupeaformis (lake whitefish) is the source of this 1625-nucleotide messenger RNA. RefSeq names its product ISG15 ubiquitin like modifier (gene isg15). Gene Ontology annotation, molecular function: protein tag activity; ubiquitin protein ligase binding. NCBI's taxonomy places the organism in Eukaryota, Metazoa, Chordata, Actinopteri, Salmoniformes, Salmonidae. Gene Ontology annotation, biological process: modification-dependent protein catabolic process; protein ubiquitination. Gene Ontology annotation, cellular component: nucleus; cytoplasm. The record is from RefSeq and is a predicted model, not a curated record. The transcript has 2 exons. Bases 937 to 1407 code for a protein of 156 amino acids.